GUCGCAAUAACAUGAUCGUGUCUCGGGUCUCGGGACUCGGGACGUCUAAUGCGAUCAGUAGAGAGUCUCGAAUUUCAUUGUCGGGAGUUCAUAAGUCGCGAGUUCUCAUUGUGUCUUUCUUGUGCAAUGAUCUCAGGAACCUUCAGCUCAAAGUGACUGUCUCGAUAGAACCGUUGGGCAGCAGGCAGCAGCUCACACCUGUUCCGGACCCGGGCGUUCGAAUCUUAGAUCUGCGCCCCCGCGAGCGCUCUGAGAAGAUCAACUCGGCUCAGUCGGGAGAAAGACAACGGAACUGCUCCCAAGCAAAGAUGCCACCAUCCAUCGCGAAGAAGAAAUCAACGACGAAGACAACGACAUCAACGAAAACGACGAAGGAUGAGAGCGUUAGAUGCCCUCACGAAUAUUGUGGGAAAAUCCUCAAAAACAAAUGGAACAUGCGAGUGCAUUUGCUCAGACACGAUGGGGAGCGCCGACACUCUUGCACUUUGUGUCCCAAGAAGUUUUUCACCGGCUGCGAUCUCAAAGCUCACACACGUGCCCAUAAAGGGGAGAAACCCUAUGUCUGCUCUGUUUGUUCGAUGGGCUUCGCCGCAAAAUCGAAUCUCACCGUUCACUUACGUUUCCACACCGGAGAAACGCCGUAUGCGUGCAGGGAGUGUCCAGCGAGCUUCAAGAUCAAGUCUCACUUGAAUGACCAUCUACGCUGCCACACCGGGGAGCGGCCUUUCCCUUGUACUCAAUGCGCGUCGAGUUUCUCCACCUCGUCCAGUCUACGCUCUCAUCUGCUCAUACACAAUGACAAACGCUUCCGUUGUGAUGAGUGCAGGUUGAGUUUCUGUCGGAAAGCCGAGCUCAAGAGUCAUAAAGCAAGGCACGCCGAGAAAAAGCCUUUCGCUUGCACAGAAUGCGAUAGAACUUUCAAAGCGCCUGCGCUUCUUGAGGUGCAUAAACGAGUGCACUCCGGAGAGAGACCUUACGUUUGCAAAACUUGCGGGAAAAGUUUCGUGCGCGUAUCAGGUUUGGAGAGCCACUCUAUCGUUCACAGUGGGGACAGACCUUAUUCAUGCCCGGUCUGUGCGAAAACAUUUGCCAGGAAGCAAUACCUCAAAAUCCACGGUAGGACACACGAUAAAGGGGACGACCAAUCCACGUCAUCCGCCAAUGACGAGCAAUAAUCCGCAUGUAUUCUUUAACUUGUUGUAAUUUGUGACCUGUAGAGCUGACUUUAUCUAUGUUUUUAU
This is a messenger RNA of Galendromus occidentalis (western predatory mite), 1241 nucleotides long. Its product is annotated as gastrula zinc finger protein xLCGF3.1. Gene Ontology annotation, biological process: regulation of DNA-templated transcription. The coding region runs from base 12 to 1175 and encodes 387 amino acids. Gene Ontology annotation, molecular function: DNA-binding transcription factor activity, RNA polymerase II-specific; RNA polymerase II cis-regulatory region sequence-specific DNA binding. The record is from RefSeq and is a predicted model, not a curated record. The transcript has a single exon. NCBI's taxonomy places the organism in Eukaryota, Metazoa, Arthropoda, Arachnida, Mesostigmata, Phytoseiidae.